CCCAAUUCUGGCCCAGACACAAAACCUUCUACUAUUCUACUAAAACCAAAUACUAGGGUUUUAUCCUCUCCCUCUCUGAAAAUUCACAGGGUUCUGGUCGUCGACAAACAUGCCGCAGGGAGAUUACAUAGAGCUGCACAGGAAGAGACAUGGCUACCGCCAUGAUCACUUCGAACGCAAACGCAAGAAGGAGGCUCGUGAAGUUCACAAGCGAUCCCAGAUUGCCCAAAAGGCUCUGGGUAUCAAGGGUAAGAUGAUUGCUAAGAAGAACUACCGCGAGAAGGCCUUGAUGAAGAAAACAUUGGCAAUGCAUGAAGAGUCAUCAUCAAGGCGUAAGGUUGAUGAGGAUGUUCAUGAUGGAGCCCUUCCAGCCUAUUUACUUGAUCGUGAAAGUACAACAAGAGCAAAGGUUCUCAGCAAUACUAUAAAACAAAAGAGGAAGGAGAAAGCUGGGAAAUGGGAUGUCCCUCUACCUAAGGUAAGACCUGUGGCUGAAGAUGAGAUGUUUAGAGUGAUCAGAACUGGCAAAAGAAAGACCAAGCAGUGGAAGAGGAUGGUCACAAAAGCCACUUUUGUAGGACCUGGUUUUACUAGGAAACCUCCAAAAUAUGAGCGCUUCAUACGCCCCUCAGGUUUACGUUUUACUAAAGCUCAUGUGACUCACCCUGAACUUAAGUGUACUUUCAAUCUUGAAAUCAUCGGUGUUAAGAAAAAUCCAAAUGGUACAAUGUAUACGUCUCUUGGUGUCAUAACCAAAGGAACCAUCAUUGAGGUGAAUGUCAGUGAACUUGGUCUUGUAACCCCUGCCGGAAAAGUAGUCUGGGGGAAGUAUGCUCAAGUGACAAAUAACCCCGAAAAUGAUGGCUGUAUCAACGCAGUUCUCCUUGUGUAGAAGAAAUAGUAUUGAACAGAGCAGCCGGGUGUUCAUUUUACAGCACGAAACCCCCAUUUUUACUUCCUGCACUAAUUAUCAGUUUCUUCACUUUCUUGAUUUGGUUUCAAGUCUUUUGGCCUCUGUGCCAUCUGUUUUUGUUUGUAAUUUCAGACUAAAUAACAUACAAGUACGAAAUCAACACUCUGUUAAAGAGUUUUUAUAUACAGUUUCCUUGUAGAU
Molecule: messenger RNA, 1114 nt
Organism: Ipomoea nil (Japanese morning glory)
Lineage: Eukaryota; Viridiplantae; Streptophyta; Magnoliopsida; Solanales; Convolvulaceae
Product: ribosome biogenesis protein NSA2 homolog
Exons: 9
Coding region: 110-892 (260 amino acids)
Biological process (GO): maturation of 5.8S rRNA; maturation of LSU-rRNA
Cellular component (GO): nucleolus; preribosome, large subunit precursor
Source: RefSeq, a predicted model, not a curated record